GUCAGAUUAGAGGGAAUGCCCUUAAUAAAUUCCCCAAUGGGAGGCAGUUUCGCUUUCCCUCAGCCUCUCGGGGCACUAGACCUACCACUCAUUGUGAAAACAAGUGUUGGUGCCAGAGGCUUCUGUGGAUUCCAAGGCUGCUUUUUCAGAGACAGGCCCAUGGAUACAGUACGGAUUGCAGUUGUGGGGGCAGGCCUGAUGGGGCUCUCUACCGCUGUGUGCAUUUCCAAACUGGUCCCACGAUGCUCCAUUACCGUCAUUUCAGACAAGUUUACUCCUGAUACCACGAGUGAUGUGGCAGCUGGAAUACUCAUUCCUCAUGCUUACCCAGACACACCCAUUCCCAAGCAGAAGCAGUGGUUUAGAGAGACAUUUGACCACCUAUUUGCAAUCGCCAAUUCUGCACAAGCUGGAGAUGCUGGUGUUUGUCUGGUGUCCGGUUGGCAGAUAUUUCGGAGCAUCCCUGCUGAAGAAGUGCCGUUCUGGGCUGACGUGGUUCUGGGAUUUCGAAAGAUGACCAAGGCUGAGUUGAAGAAAUUCCCCCAACAUGUGUUUGGUCAAGCUUUUACGACCCUGAAAUGUGAAGGCCCUGCCUACCUGCCAUGGUUGGAGAAAAGGAUCAAAAGAAGUGGGGGCCUGAUGCUCACCCAGCGGAUAGAAGACCUGUGGGAGCUUCACCCAUCCUUUGACAUCGUGGUCAACUGUUCAGGCCUUGGAAGCAGACAGCUUGCGGGAGACUCGAAGAUUUUCCCCGUGAGGGGCCAAGUGCUCAAAGUUCAGGCUCCCUGGUUGAAACAUUUUAUCCGAGAUGGGAGUGGGCUGACAUAUAUUUACCCGGGUGCAUCCGAUGUAACCCUGGGUGGAACUAGGCAAAAAGGAGACUGGAAUCUGUCCCCAGAUGCAGAAACUAGCAGAGAUAUUUUUUCCCGAUGCUGUGCUCUUGAGCCCUCCCUCCAUGGAGCCCGCAACAUGAGGGAGAAGGUGGGCUUGAGGCCCUCCAGGCCAGGCAUACGGCUGCAGAAAGAGCUCUUAGCCCGGGAGGGCCGGAGGCUGCCUGUGGUGCACCACUAUGGCCACGGGAGCGGGGGCUUCUCCAUGCACUGGGGCACUGCUCUGGAGGCCGCCCAGCUGGUGAGUGAGUGUGCCCAAGACCUCAGGACCCCCAGUCCCAAGUCAAAGCUGUAGAUGACACGAAAUGACAGCAAAUGGCCCUGCAGACUAUUGAUCAAAAUACAAUUUAAGCACCAGAACACCUUUAAAUAACUUUUCCAUUGCAUGAAAAUUUAAUUAAACAUGACUUUGCUUUCAAAAUUAGAAAUAAUGCAAUAUGUAUCAGUAGACUUAGGACUAGUACUAAUCUAAUCUAGUACUAGACUUAAGUCAGUACUAAUGACAUAGAGCAUAAAGCUCUAUUUUUGUUAAAAAUACUUGCUAUAGUGUAAGAUUUCUUUUAGAUCUGGUGUCCAGGGAUCUAUGCUAAUUUAUAUGGAUGCUGGAAGCUGUAGAGAUUUUAAUACUUUUUGGCUCAUAAAUCCACAGGAGGAAAUAAUGUAUGGAAAACACUUAACUAACUCCCUGUCAGUUGCAGAGCUGCCCAUGAUGCUCUUAGGUUGUAGUCAAAUGAACACUAUAAUCCCUCUAAAUAAAUUUACACAGUGAUCACGCAAUUCAAGCUUAUUACAUUUGAUGGAAGACAAAGCGUGAUUCCUGCUAAUCCUAGUGGCAAUCUCUUCCUCCCUUUGGCUGGUAAUGAUCGUAGAAGAAAGGGAUGAAGUUGCCUACAGAAGUGGCAUCAACUCAAUAGCUGUCUGGGGUCAAUCACCUAAGGGGCGUACUUUCCAUUACCACAAAUGACUGAGAGCUGGCUUGUUGGAUGGUUGACUUCGCCCAAGCAUUUUUCAGGAUUGAAUAGCUUGUGUAGCCAAAGAGCUAAUUUGCUAAUUAAAACAGAACAAUCAUUCUAAAUGAAA
This is a messenger RNA of Ceratotherium simum simum (southern white rhinoceros), 1970 nucleotides long. It is a transcript of the gene DDO, whose product is annotated as D-aspartate oxidase. The record is from RefSeq and is a predicted model, not a curated record. Gene Ontology annotation, molecular function: FAD binding; D-aspartate oxidase activity. Lineage: Eukaryota; Metazoa; Chordata; Mammalia; Perissodactyla; Rhinocerotidae. Gene Ontology annotation, cellular component: cytoplasm. Gene Ontology annotation, biological process: D-amino acid catabolic process; L-aspartate catabolic process.